AUGGAGAUCUACGCUUCUCUUGCUCGGGCGCACAUGGAGGGAUUCGGAACGACCGAGUUCGAACUUCGCGUCCGUAGCAGCCAAAAAUCAUGCGGUCCGUGCACAAUCCGUGGUCGCUCUUUCGCAAACCCUUCACUUGUCGACGAGGUGCUUGCCGCGAGGCGAGUCGCUGACGGUGCGGCAGCAAUUGUUGUGACCACUGCGGACUUUGCGCGAAGGCAUGAUUCCUCUCGGCAGGCAGCGCGGGUACUCGGUUACGGCUUGGUGUCAGGCACUUUCGAGAUCCGGGCCGCAGAUGACGUCGGAAGUCACAUCGGUCGCGGAGCGGCAAUGAGCGCAUACGAGGGAAGCCGGAGUCAGGCUGAGGCGAUGUGGAUGUUCUACCCGAUCGGUGAGGAGCGGCGCGUGGUCUGCGUCCGGUGCGAGUUCAUUGGGAGGCGUGCGUCCGGUCAAUCCGUCAGGUGGGCUCGGAGAUCCGUGGUCAUCCGGUCUCGGCGGCUGGGACUAGCGCAGGUCUUCGAGACAUGUCACGCAGUUGCGUGUGGCAAACGGCGCGGCGACAGGUUCACGGGGCUCGAAUCGCGGUCGCAGAAGAACGGCGGAGGUCUCUACGGCAUCCAGGAAGCCGUCGCCGCGGCUUACAUGAAGGCAAGCGGGAUAUGCGGAUCUGAUUCUGUCGGCGCUGCGACGCCGACGCGAGACCACUAUCGCGUUUCGAUUCACGGAUCGGAACGGGUAAUUCGAGCCGAGCUGACGUAUCGGCAGACCUCUGAACAGAUAGAGCGGAUUGCAGGCUUCGGCGGUCAGGGUCGAGCUUUGUGUCUCUUCUACACCGGUGGAACUACCGGUGAGCCGAAGGGCGUCAUGCUCAGGGACCGAUCUUUGGUCGCCAAUGCCUGGGCCUGCACCACGGCUAGGGAGUGGCCGGCUGAUACCACCAUGCUGCUCACCACGCCGAUGUCUCAUGCUGCCGGUCUGCUCGUCGCACCCGGUCUGCAGCGAGUACAGCUUCGAGUUGCGCAGGUCGUUCGACCCGGACAGGGUUGUCGGCGCAAUCGAAAA
Mesorhabditis spiculigera is the source of this 1062-nucleotide messenger RNA. The record is from the annotation of a GenBank genome assembly. Lineage: Eukaryota; Metazoa; Nematoda; Chromadorea; Rhabditida; Rhabditidae.